Messenger RNA from Morone saxatilis (striped sea-bass), 1750 nucleotides. RefSeq lists its product as uncharacterized. The record is from RefSeq and is a predicted model, not a curated record. Lineage: Eukaryota; Metazoa; Chordata; Actinopteri; Moronidae.
ACCAAACACUCAACUUUUAUCAAGUAGACGACUUCAGCGUCAGUUUCAGGUGGAUUUUCUGUGGAAAAAAAACUCGAAAAUGGAAAACUUAUUUGAUUUCGAAGGCUCUUUGGACUACAGAGCGUUCGGCACUUCAGCUGAUCCAAAAGAAGAACUCAUCGCAAGUUUGACAUCUUUCAUAAAACUCUACAGUCAACAUAGAAAUCGCCUUCAGACCACUUCAGAGAGCUUCACAGCUGCUCAACUUCAUGAAAUGCCCGUUUCUGGGAGUCUGGCGUUCCACAGUAUGUGCUCUUUCUUCGGAGGAGUUGUUGGUGCAACUGGUGGAGGCCUUUCUGGUGGAGUAUUCGGGGUAUUUGGGGCGAUUGGUGCAGUAACUUUCAGCAGGUUCUGUGAUUAUGAUAUUAAGGCGAUCGGUGCAACUGUCGGCAUUGUCGGCAGUGUAUUAGGUGGUGUGGCUGGGGGAGCGCUCGGCGGCGCUGUCGGUGGUGCAGUCGGAGCUGCAGUUGAAGCAACAGGUAGCCGAGUUGAUGCCGUCAUCAGCGAUGUAGCAUCGUUCGCCAUCGGCUUCGCAGCUGGUAGUGCAAUCGGUGGUAUUUUUGGAGGGGCAGUUGGAGCAGCAGGCGGUGCGUUUGGUGGUGCUUUUGGUGCCUUGUGCGCUACGAAGGUCGUUGUGAACAUAGUGGGAGAAAUGGUGCGUGCAGCCAAAGAUUCAGACUGUAAAAAAAAUACUGUGAACGUGAUGCAGAAAACUGGAGAUUUCAGUGAAACCAUCAAACUGCUGGUGGCAGAGCUGAAGACAAUCAAAGCUCGUUGUGACAAAAUGGCCUCCAGUGACGUUGUGCGCAGUGUCGCUGGGCAAACGGCGAAGAUGCUGGCUUCUGUCGCCAUGAUGGAGGAAACUCUCAGGGUCUCUCAGAGCGACACAGAUCGGCCACAGUUUGUUUCCAGUGUUGAAGAAGCGGCGAGACUAAGCAAGAACAUCACAGAGGAACUGGAGACGACGAGAACAGAAGUGGAAAAACUUCUGGUUUUAUUGAGGAAACCCUGAAACAACAUCAGUAAACCAAGAACUGGACUCAGAAUAUCUUUUUAAAACUUAAUAACUCAUUAAAAACAAGUCUUCUAAGGUAACUUGGGUAAAUUAAGUUAAUUGUACUAAUUCCUUUCAAUUACCGUAAAACUUCUAAUAAAAGCAGCGUCCCUAAUAGAAGCAGGUCUCCUUUAAAAGCCCGGUGUGGCUCCACGUUUUGACAAAUAAACAAAUAAUAAAUAAAUUCAAUAGAGAAGCAGCACAGUUAGAGUAUUUCCAUCUUUAAGAGUUUUGUGCUAAAGGACUUAAACGCCUGUCUCCAAUAAAGGCCGGGGGAGUUCAGUGAUUCAAGCAAUUAAACGCCCAGGCUAUUAUUAGAAGUUUUACGGUAAUUUAACUUAAAACCAGUAAGUAUGUUACACUCACAUACAGCAUUUCUCCAAAUGUGUUUAAAAUGUGUAAACAAAAUCUGAAUAAAGUAAUUUAAAUGAUUUUUCUUUAUACAAACAUUACAACUUACGCUGAAUUUACUUUGGUUUUCUUCCACUAAAGCAAAUUAUUAUAUUUCCUGUCAAAACAGCUGAUGUAUGAUUAAAAACAACUCACAAUUAAUUUCUCCAGAAUGAAUUUCAGUUUAAUCUAAUCGUUACUGCUGUAAUUAAAUUGGUGUUUUUAUAUGACUAACAUCAAAUCUUUUUUGGGGAUCAUUAAGAAUUA